This is a messenger RNA of Impatiens glandulifera, 1027 nucleotides long. Its product is annotated as ERAD-associated E3 ubiquitin-protein ligase doa10-like. Gene Ontology annotation, biological process: protein ubiquitination. Gene Ontology annotation, cellular component: membrane. Lineage: Eukaryota; Viridiplantae; Streptophyta; Magnoliopsida; Ericales; Balsaminaceae. The record is from RefSeq and is a predicted model, not a curated record. The transcript is spliced from 7 exons. Gene Ontology annotation, molecular function: ubiquitin-protein transferase activity; zinc ion binding. The coding region runs from base 29 to 694 and encodes 221 amino acids.
AGAAAGGGGAAACAUUAACUUGAAGAAAAUGGGAGAAGUGAUCUUGUCUAUGGAUUAUUUGGAAGAUGUUUUAAGAGGUACAUUUUGUAGAAUCUGUCAUGAAGAGGAGUUUGAGAGUUGCAAGAACAUGGAAUCCCCUUGUUCAUGUUCUGGAACUGUUAAGUAUGCUCACAGAGAUUGCAUACAGAGAUGGUGUGAUGAGAAGGGUAACACAAUCUGCGAGAUUUGCCUACAGAAAUUUGAACCUAAUUAUACAGCAGCUCCCAAAACCCCCCAACAGGUUAAUAGUACUGGUGUCACUAUCAGGAGAAGCUUAGAAAUACCUGGAAGUUCGCCGAUUGUGAUGGUAACUGAAGAGGCAUUGCUUGAAACAGGCAAUCAAGAAUGUGUUUCAGCAGCUGAUAGAACCGCCAUUUUCUGUAGAUCAUUAGCCAUUGCUUUCACCAUUGCUCUGCUGAUCAGACAUCUGUUUUCUAUGUGUUCCGAAAUAGCAGACGAAUACCCAUUUUCACUUGCUACUUUGGUGAUUAUGAAGGUUGGUGGGAUAGUAGUUCCAAUGUACAUAUUCACUCGGAUAAUCACAGCAGUCCAAACCAACAUCAGCCAUUCAUAUCAGUUUACUAUGGAUGAUCAUGCUGAUUCUGAGAUUGAAGAUUACGAAUCAAACUCUGAAGAUGAAGAUAUUCAGUCCUAACAGGUUCAAGAGCAUUACAGUUCCAGCAACUUAUUCUGAGACCUGAAAGGUUCAAAAGAGAUUCAUUAUUCUAAGCAUUUCAUUCCCAUUGGACUUACACAUGCAAAUUAACACAAUCCAAAUGGGUUUUUAUUUAGUGGCAUAUACUUAGAUUUGAAAAACAAGUUCAUCUCUGCAAAUUAACCAUGGGGCAAGAGAGAUCUCAGCAGUUAUUAAGAAGAACAUGUCUUCCAUGAUGGGAGCAGACUUUUCAAAUUAUAGUUGUUGGGUUUUGGCCAUAAAUGGCGCCUUAUGUAUUACAGUUCAUUCAAUGAGACUUUUAAAUUUCUUACU